GCCAAAACAAUAAAAGGACGAUCGUCCCUUCAGAUUAUUCUAAGAAACAAAACCCUAAAAAGAUCGAGUCGGCGAAUCGUGAUCAGUACGCUCGCUUGUGUGAUCUUCCAUCCACCGGUCGUCAAUCGAUCCGAUGCCGUCGUCUUCCAAUUCCACCGCCAGGAAGAAAUUUUUUUACCAGGAUGAUGACGACGAUGAAUUUCCGUCGUUGCAGUACUACGCCGACAGCCGGUGCAAAUGCUGCCGAGAGCUUGACAGCAGGGAUAUGAAGCCACAGCCCGACGACGACGACUUUAUAUCGCCCACUGACGAUUUUGAGGGCGAUGAACUUCUAAAGCUUCACGUCAUCCACUACCGGAGGAAGAAGUGGGAGACCGGGUGUUGGGACAUUGAUUGCCCGCCGGAUUACGGGGGCAUCGGUGGAAUAGCUUACCCUGGAAAGCAUCUGUACGGAGACGAUAUGAAGUCGGACAAGCUGCUUAACGACAUGGCUAAACACGUCGUCGAUACAUAUAACAAGGAGAAGGGCGGUAAGUUGGUCUUCGUUGGAGUGCGGAACGUAUCCGCAGAGGGUUGUAAUUGGAGGAACUUCUACAUAACUUUUGGUUGCCGCAAUGGAAGUGGUGUGCGUAAAAAGACUAGGAUGCGUGUGAAGACUUAUAGAGCCGUCGUUACCUGUCGCAUUUGGAGCGACAAAAAGGAGAAGAGAAUUUUGGUCUUCAGGGACGCCAGUGGGAAAGAUUUGCUGCCGCCAGAUCGCUUCUACGGGCCUCUCACAACGCCUUUCUAUCGUCAUCCUGCACUAGCUGGUAGGAAGGAUCUCAAAAAGGAAUCCGGAGGAGUGGUAGGUAAGAACUCAGAUGCUGAAGGUGGUGAUAAGGAGGAUCUCGAGAAGGAAUCCGGAGGAGUGGUAGUUGGGAACUCAGAUGCUGAAGAUGGAGUUGUUUGUCAGUAGGAUUUUCAGAGGAUAAGUUUAGUAUUAGUUUAACUAGGUCUUUUGUGGAACGAUGGAGUUGAAGCCUGCUAUAUUAUCUGUCUACGUUUAUCAUUAGGAUUCCAGAGGGAUAUUCAUGUGGAAUGUUGAAGUAGAAACACAUGUUAACUAUGUUUGCUUAUCGAUCAUCAUAUGAUAUUUUACCUCAUCCUGGUAUGUGUGGAUGAAGCCUAUGAAUGACUUUGUUCUCUAUAUAUCCGGUGAAAUGAAUGUAUCUAAUAGUGGUGUGUGUUCAAUCACCCCUCUCCUGAAACUUCUCUGCUCUGUUUGUUCUUGCUCUAGCGCUGUUAAGGGUUUUAGUUGGUGGGUCACUGUUUGCUAACAAGAAAAUGGGCUUUUGGGUCAGGAUUCAGGAAGCAG
Molecule: messenger RNA, 1354 nt
Organism: Linum tenue
Lineage: Eukaryota; Viridiplantae; Streptophyta; Magnoliopsida; Malpighiales; Linaceae
Source: the annotation of a GenBank genome assembly